Xenopus tropicalis (tropical clawed frog) is the source of this 1736-nucleotide messenger RNA. RefSeq names its product recoverin, gene 1 (gene rcvrn). Bases 185 to 793 code for a protein of 202 amino acids. Gene Ontology annotation, molecular function: calcium ion binding. Lineage: Eukaryota; Metazoa; Chordata; Amphibia; Anura; Pipidae. The record is from RefSeq and is a predicted model, not a curated record. The transcript has 3 exons.
AGACCGGAGGAUUCAGGUAACAGCACUGCCUUUGGCUGACGCUUAAACCUCUGUAAUCCCUGAAAAAGCUUUCUGUGGAUUUAAAUGCCUGCAGGGCGCCCGGCUCAUUACCUCCUUGGGUUUUGCCUUCGACCACACGAGACGUUUCUCGCCCUUCAGACUCCGAUCCUGUUUUUUUCCCAGCAUGGGGAACAGCAAAAGCAGCGCCUUAUCCAAGGAGAUCCUGGAAGAACUGCAACUCAACACCAAGUUCAGCCAGGAGGAGCUCUGCACGUGGUACCAGUCCUUCCUCAAGGAGUGCCCCACCGGGCGGAUCUCCAAGCAGCAGUUUGAGGGCAUCUACUCCAAGUUCUUCCCCGACGCCGACCCCAAAGCCUACGCCCGCCAUGUCUUCCGGAGCUUCGACUCCAACAACGACGGCACAUUGGACUUUAAGGAAUACAUGAUCGCCCUCCACAUGACUUCCUCCGGCAAAGCCAACCAAAAGCUGGAGUGGGCUUUCUCCUUAUAUGACGUCGACGGCAACGGGACCAUCAACAAAUCCGAAGUCCUUGAGAUAAUUACGGCCAUAUUCAAAAUGAUAAAUACUGAAGACCAGAAGCAUCUCCCCGAGGAUGAAAAUACUCCAGAGAGGAGAACAAAUAAAAUAUGGGAUUUCUUUGGAAAGAAAGAUAAUGAUAAGCUCACUGAGGGGGAAUUCAUCCAAGGCAUCAUGAACAACAAGGAAAUUCUCCGCUUGAUCCAGUUUGAGCCCCAGAAAGUAAAGGAAAAGCUAAAAGAGAAAAAGCAUUAAACGAAGAGCCAAAACCCAUUUUGCUAAGACUGUUCAAUCAGCACCGUUUCCGACUGUCUACACCAGCGAGACCGUCACAGAUCCCAGCGUUACACAAACUCACCUGAAACCCUUGUUGCCCUUAAUCUUCGUUAACACAAUACACUCGGGUUGUGCUUCUCUGUCUGAUAAUUAGGGCAACUAAUAAUCCUUAGAUUAUGGCUGAACCUUAUUACACCGUGAAGGUCACCGACUAUAAUCUCAUUUCAUUAACUCCAACUCUAGGCUCUCUGUGCGUUUAACUCCUAAACACCCGGAGUAAAUCUCAUUCCAGCUAUAAACGUUAGUAAAUACAAGUAAUAUAAAUACCCAGACCCGCCCAGCAACAUUCCCACCUAAUAAUUCCUUAUCAAUAACGGUGCGAGAACUCUGCCCCGCAGGGGGCAGUCACGAGGGUAUUUGUAUCAUAUCCGCUCACGUAUUGGUUGAGCAGAACGACGACAGAUGUUUUAUACGGAACAGAAAGUAAAUAUAAAGGCAAAGCUAAACCUAACUAUAAUAAAAAAUACAAGAAAACGAUAGAAAUAUAAAAAAAAGACUUGAGUAUAUGAAUAUACCCCCCCCAGUUUGUUUGUGGCGCUUACGUCUCUGUUUUUGUAUAAUUCUCUUGAGCUCAGACCCAAACCCGGAAUUGUCUUGUUUUUUUUAAAUUCCGUAUUUACUUUUGUUUUUGAAUUUCAGUUUACAAAAAGAAACAUUUGCUGUAAAUAGAAACUGUCUCUGUACAACCAACACCCCCCCCCCCCCGCUGUUAGCUAAUCCUGCGCCAAUAAACGGGAGCGACUCGCAGGGACCUCCUCUCAUGUAAUGGGAGACAAACAAUGCGCUUGUUGUUUCUCUGCUCUUAGUGCGACUGGAUUAAUUAAUGAGUCCAAUUAAAGUGAGAAUUGUUUAAAAAAAGAAA